Molecule: messenger RNA, 564 nt
Organism: Durusdinium trenchii
Lineage: Eukaryota; Dinophyceae; Suessiales; Symbiodiniaceae
Source: the annotation of a GenBank genome assembly
AUGGCUGCACGGCCAAAGGAGCGGCUGAAGCGCGCCUGCGAGGAGCCACCAGAGCCACCGGCAGUACCGCAGCUUCCAAGGCCACAAAGCGCCCAUCGUCAAGCGCGGAAGCAGGAGCAGCAGACGCUGCACCAACCAGCAUUGCCCCGGAAGGUGCGACCUCCGCAGCUGGCGUCGGCGCGGCCCGUGCUCAAGCCUUCGUCGGAGACGCAGUUGGCACCGUUGCUGCACCCGGCAUCCGUCGUGGCAGCAUCGCGGCUGAUGCAAGAGGCCUACACUUCCGACACCGACCUUGGCGAGACUACUGACGAGGAAGAGAUCCAGAGAUGGUCUCCACCCUCCAGCGCCUCAGAGGGCUCAGACGGCCUUGUGGCAUCUGCCUGGCGUGCAGUGUCUCGGCUUGCAAAUUGGCUCACGCCUGCACCGCUGGAGCGCUUUUGGGGAAAGGUCCAUUGCCAGAUGCUUCCAGAAGUUUGCUGCUCACCACCUCUUCAACCGCCUGAUGAGGCUAAGACCUCCAUAACAGUGGCGCGUGCUGAUGUGAAAAAGGACAGCAGGAGUUAA